UGUCACAUGUAAAAAUCAUGCUGUUUUUUUCUGGCUGUCUUACUCUCAUAGUCUAUCUGAACAAGCUACAAUAAAACACACUGGUUCAUGGUUUGGUUGCAAGUGUUCAGGAGGUUGGGUAAGACAAAAGUGUUGCUGCCCCUGGCAGGGUAGUAGGUGCAGUGUGCCUUUUGCCGUGCUGUGUGGAUGUUUCUUGGUUAUGUGGUUCCGCUGGUACUGGCUGGGUGUGCCGUGGCAGCUCAGCAAGCAUCUGGGCAUGGAUUAUGUGUUCAAGCAAAGCGGGCAGUAAGAAUGCUGGCAUUCUUCCUCACAUUCCUUCAGAACCUCUCUGCCACCAUCAGCACCUGUGGACCGGGACCCAAACCCAUGCCGAGAUCCUCAGUGUGCAGCAGCUGUCUGCCACGUGACCAUGAGACCCCACAGUGUCAAGGGAAGCAAAAAAAGAAGGUCUUGUCCCUGGGAGCCGAUGUUCUGCCAGAGUACAAACUUCAAGCUCCUCGCAUCCACAAGUGGACCAUUCUACACUACAGUCCAUUUAAAGCAGUGUGGGAUUGGUUAAUCCUUCUGCUGGUCAUCUAUACUGCCAUUUUUACUCCUUAUUCUGCUGCUUUCCUAUUGAACGAUCACGAAGAAAAAAUGCGCCGUGAUUGUGGAUACUCUUGCAAUCCGCUGAACGUAGUGGACCUUAUUGUUGACAUUAUGUUCCUCAUUGACAUUUUAAUUAAUUUUCGGACUACGUAUGUUAACAGCAAUGACGAGGUGGUGAGUCACCCAAGGAAGAUCGCCAUCCACUAUUUUAAGGGCUGGUUCCUUAUUGACAUGGUGGCAGCGAUCCCUUUUGACCUUCUGAUCUUCAAAACUGGCUCUGAUGAGACCACCACGUUAAUUGGACUGCUGAAGACUGCGCGUCUCCUACGGCUGGUGCGAGUGGCGAGGAAGUUGGAUCGGUAUUCAGAGUAUGGAGCUGCUGUGCUUUUUCUACUUAUGUGCACUUUUGCCCUCAUUGCCCACUGGUUGGCUUGCAUCUGGUAUGCCAUUGGGAAUGUGGAGCGUACAUUCGUCAAACCAAAGAUUGGUUGGCUGUAUUCACUAGGUGUCCAGAUUGGGCGGGAAUAUAAUGAUAGUGAUGCCAACUCAGGACCUUCCAUCAAGGAUAAGUAUGUCACAGCAUUGUACUUCACCUUUAGCAGCCUAACAAGUGUGGGAUUUGGAAACGUCUCACCCAAUACCAACUCUGAGAAGAUAUUCUCUAUCUGCGUCAUGCUUAUUGGCUCUUUGAUGUACGCUAGCAUCUUUGGGAAUGUCUCGGCUAUCAUACAGCGACUUUACUCUGGGACAGCCCGAUAUCACACACAAAUGCUUCGAGUAAGAGAAUUUAUCCGCUUCCAUCAGAUUCCCAAUCCACUGCGGCAGCGACUGGAAGAAUAUUUCCAACAUGCCUGGUCUUAUACCAAUGGAAUAGAUAUGAAUGCGGUCCUGAAAGGUUUUCCAGAAUGUCUACAGGCUGACAUCUGUCUACAUCUCAAUCGUAGCCUUCUGCAAAAUUGUAGAGCUUUCAAGGGAGCCACUAAGGGUUGCCUGAGGGCCUUAGCCAUGAAAUUCAAGACCACCCACGCACCACCUGGUGACACAUUGGUACAUGCUGGAGAUGUCUUAACUGCUCUAUAUUUUAUUUCCCGUGGUUCCAUUGAGAUUUUACGUGGGGAUGUUGUGGUAGCUAUUUUAGGUAAGAAUGACAUUUUUGGUGAACCCAUAAAUCUUUAUGCAAGACCUGGAAAAUCGAAUGCAGAUGUGCGAGCUCUAACAUACUGUGAUCUUCACAAGAUCCAUAGAGAAGACCUUCUGGAAGUGCUGGACAUGUAUCCAGAAUUCUCAGAUCAUUUUUGGUCCAGUCUGGAGAUUACAUUCAACCUCCGUGAUACCAACAUGAUUCCUGGUUCUCCUGGUAGUUAUGAAUCAGACGGAGGGUUCAAUCGACUGAGGCGACGGAAACUCUCCUUUCGAAGACGGACAGAGAAAGAUGAUGAAAAGGCCGGUGAAAUUAAGAAGUCACAGAAACCUUUAAGGAUACGCCGCAACAACAAGAAAGUGGAAUUGAAGGGACAGGAGUGGGAAGACCACAGGAGUAGUGCUACUUCUGUCACACAGUCCAGUGAUGAAGAAAGGCCAGCAGCCAGUUCCAGUGUCAUAGAGCUGUCCCCAACUAAGGCUACUACUGCCAAUAUUGACUUUUUGGCUUCAGACACUAGAGACUGUGAUCAGGAGCAGAAAAGUGGUGAUGCGUGUAAUCCUCUCUCAGGAGCUUUUUCAGGGGUAUCGAACAUAUUUAGUUUCUGGGGAGAAAACAGAGGUCGACAGUAUCAGGAACUACCGAGAUGCACCGUUCCUGCCCAUGCCAGCCUUGGUUUGUCACCACAGUCAAUUAAUAGACGGCAGCAGUUAGAAUUAGAAUCACGACUGGAUCUGCUACAGAAGCAGUUAGACAGGUUAGAGAACAGAAUGAGUGCCGACAUUAGCAGCAUAAUGCAGCUGUUGCAGAGACAGAUGACAUUGGUACCGCCAGCAUACAGUACCGUUUCAUCUCCUCCACAGCCUACCAGUUAUCAUUCCUGCAGCAGGGAGAGGACAGCACACUCCAUCAAUCCAGUUACACCUGUUGGCUCUGAAACCCUUCAGUCUUUGUCGCAGAUUUCUGACUAUCCAGAAUUUGAUGGGUUUCCAUUGAAGUCAUCUGAAUCUUUUGUGAGUGACGAACAUCCAGAAGAGACACUAAUGGCAUAUUCCAGUGAUGUACUAGUAGAGAAGACCCCUCUACCCGAUGUUUCAUUCCUACCAAAUACACAGACUUCAAGCCCCUUUCAUGCCCCGCGAAGGCAUUCACUACCUGAUGAACUGGGAGACCCUCUAGACCUGCGGACCCCACAGAGGCACUCAUCUGACCCUGGCAGUUAAUCAGACAGAGUGGAACUGCAUACAGUUGGUCCUGAGCACAAACUAUGGAGGGCUGUCUGGAGACCUUGUUCCAAUGGUGCGGCAAAAGCACAUGCUUCGGCAUCUCUGAUAAAUCUACCUUCAUCAGGCACUUCCAUGAAAGGAUAUGCAGCUCAGACAGAGUUAGCCGUGGGCCUCAUUAAAUGGAAGCAGCGACUAGAAACCACUUUUAAGUUCAAGUUCUGCACUAGCUUUUGUUGCCUUAAUGGUUUACCGGAUCUAGGAAUACCAGCCUUUUUUUUACACAAGACUGAUUUUAUGAAGUCAAGAUUUUCCUUUCCAUGCUGAGGAAAGGUGUGAAAUGGAAGUGAUGCAUUUUAUGCCUUUGCAUGUCUCAACUUGUAAUGCCUCAGGAGCUUUAAAUGCAAUUGAAAGGGAUGAAAACUGAUUGGAGUGGACACAGACUGUUCCUUGCAGGACAGCAUAGCUGCUCCUUAGUCAGUAACAGUCCUUUGUUCAUCAUCUUUCCCUAAAAAGAUGUUAGCUGGCCUAACAAUCCUAAUCACCUCCAACCCAGUUGCUCUUGUGUUCCUCUAGUUUUAAGGAAGGAAGGAAGGAAGAAAAGGAAAGUUUUAAAAUUUAUUGCACUGGCAACAAAGAAUCUUAUCGGCUUACUUAGUUUAAGUCAGUACUCCUUUUCUGUCCUUUUGUAGAUCUUGUAAAAUAUAAGAAUUAAAAUAUUUAAAUCCCAAAAACCAGGAAUAGCCAUGUAUUAGCAAGCAAGUCACAAUUCAUCUAAGAACUCUUGAUCGUGCAUGGGUGUUUUAAGAAACAAAAGGUUAACAAAACUGUAUUGUAGUGAAAUGAGAAUAAAGAGAAGAACAUUAACUAUUA
Molecule: messenger RNA, 3825 nt
Organism: Protopterus annectens (West African lungfish)
Lineage: Eukaryota; Metazoa; Chordata; Ceratodontiformes; Protopteridae
Gene: KCNH2
Product: potassium voltage-gated channel subfamily H member 2
Exons: 11
Coding region: 187-2952 (921 amino acids)
Biological process (GO): potassium ion transmembrane transport; regulation of heart rate by cardiac conduction; regulation of ventricular cardiac muscle cell membrane repolarization
Cellular component (GO): membrane
Molecular function (GO): inward rectifier potassium channel activity
Source: RefSeq, a predicted model, not a curated record